AUGCGGUUGAUAAAAAUAAAAGAAAAAAAAUCCCAAAGACGACAUUGUUCUAUAUUCUAUAUUGAAAGGCCAUAUUUUACUGAGCUGCAAGUAAAACAUAUGAAGUUCACAUCUUCUCUACUCACACUCUACACUCUGUAUGUAUCUCUCAAGUACAACAAAAUAAACAACACUGCCUCUUCUACCUCGCACCAAAUAAACUGCAGACUUGUUGCUGUUGCUCGUAGUGAAUUGGCAAAUGCAACUUGUGCACCUCUUGUCCAAGCCCAAGAACCAGUUGUUCCUGUAGCUCUUGUAGCUCUUGUAGCUCCUGUAGUCCCUGUAGCUUCUACCAAUCCCAAUCUCUCCCUCUUGUUAGAGCAAGUCCUCACCGUGGUGGAAAUCAUUAAUGCCUAUGUGAAGAAGCCAGACCUGAAAAGUACUGAUGAGGAAAUCAUUGCAGAAAACAACACAAGACCAGGGUGGAGUCUUAUGACUGGCUUCAUGAGCACACACAAUCAGGCUCUUGCCAUUGCUCUGAUUUUGUAUUUGAAGAAGCAGGAAGACUCCUUUGGAAUUCACUCAAAUGAUUUUGGAAGAAUAGUGAAGAAUCACUAUAGAAACCAGAGCCACAUCUCCAACACUGCAGCUGACUUGAUCGCAGCUCACAAUCAAAAAGCAAGAAGAUAUGGACGCAAAAAGAUAUUGCUCAAACGCCGAGAACUUGCUUAUAAGCAGUACAAGCAAAAUAUUAACACUCUCAUGGAGAUAACUGACUGA
Molecule: messenger RNA, 759 nt
Organism: Phycomyces blakesleeanus NRRL 1555(-)
Lineage: Eukaryota; Fungi; Mucoromycota; Mucoromycetes; Mucorales; Phycomycetaceae
Exons: 5
Coding region: 1-759 (252 amino acids)
Source: RefSeq, a predicted model, not a curated record